AUGGAGGCCAAAGUUCGACACCGACGAUCCAGCAAAAAGAGUAGGACGGGAUGUCGAACUUGUCGGAUGCGCCAUGUCAAAUGUGACGAAACGCCGGGCAUGUGCCAGCGGUGCACAUCCACGGGCAGAAAAUGCGAUGGAUACGAUUCUCAGCGACUCCCCAGUCGACGGACGACUGGCGCAUUGUCCGAGCUAGCCCCCGGCAUUGCCCAUCGCUUUCGGUGGAAGUUGACGUCCGAUGAACAACGGUGCAUCUCGUUCUUCCAAAACCGAGUGGGACCCGUAAUUGUCGGCUACUUCGACUGCGUCCUGUGGCAGAGACUGGUGCUCCAAAUCAGUCAAGAAGAACCGGCCGCCUUUCAUGCCGUUGUCGCGUUCAGUGCCGUCUAUGCCGACUACGAAACCAGAGGCCUACCCCGCAAGAUAGACGAGCUGGACAAUUCCCUGCAACGCUUUGCCCUCGACCAGUGUGCGAGAGCAUACAGACGGCUGAACUCACGCUCGGAAUCCCAGGACCCAGGCCUCCGCGAUAUCACCUUAGUAUGCUGUGUACUGUUCAUCAUGGUAGAAUGGAUGCGCGGACAAUACGACACAGCGUCCAUCCAUCUGAAGAACGGCCUCCGAAUCAUACAACACGACCAAACUCUAACCGCCGCCACAGCUGUAUUCAGCUCCGUCCUCGCACAAUGUAUAGCCGACUCACUAGCCUCCCUCAAAGUCCAAUCCACCUAUUUCGGCAUCGAAGAGCCCCCAACCCCACAACCCCCUCCCCAAUCCGACCGCGGAACCCCCGAACUCGACGACAAAACCUUCCACACGCUCCUCGACGCCCGACUCACCUUCGAGCCUCUCAUGGGCGAGAUCUUCCAAUUCCACCUCUCCACCUCCCGUCUCGCCCCGGACGAAAUCGACCUCAACUACGGCCCUCUAUCAGACAUCCAAUUCGAUCUCUCCUCCCGUCUCAACCGCUUCGCCAUCGCCCUCGAAUCCUUCUCCAUCUCCUCCUUCCAUCUCAUGUCCCGCAACGCCCAACGAACCAUCUACACCAUGCGACUCCACCAUCAAGUCCUAUCCAUCCUCAUCAACCUCACUCUUCUCAGCAACGACGAAACCGUCCUCGACUUCUACACCCCGGCCUUUGAACGCUCCAUCUCCCUCGCCGAAUCCAUCAUCGCAACCUUCACCAACCGCCCCAGCGUCUGUCUCGACAUGGGCGUCAUUUUACCCUUAUCCUUUGCGGCAACGAAAUGUCGCGAACCAGGUAUCCGUGCGCGUGCACUCAAGGUUCUUCGCUCCUGGCCUCAUCGUGAAGGACCCUGGGAGUCGAGGACUAUUGCGGAGUGUGCUUCGAGGGCGUCGGGCGAGAUGGAUCCCUUUCUAGCUAUGCUUGCGUAGAUACGUUUUAGUGCCUCUUUAAAUCUUUGAUAUAUAAUGGAUCUUCCAUCGAAACGUCUCGGUCGGUCUCUCCACCAUACCAACAUUCCUUUGUUUCGAAUCAAGGAAUUUC
This is a messenger RNA of Aspergillus ibericus CBS 121593, 1507 nucleotides long. RefSeq names its product Zn(II)2Cys6 transcription factor. The record is from RefSeq and is a predicted model, not a curated record. Gene Ontology annotation, biological process: regulation of DNA-templated transcription. The coding region runs from base 1 to 1395 and encodes 464 amino acids. Lineage: Eukaryota; Fungi; Ascomycota; Eurotiomycetes; Eurotiales; Aspergillaceae. Gene Ontology annotation, molecular function: zinc ion binding; DNA-binding transcription factor activity, RNA polymerase II-specific. The transcript has 2 exons.